CUCAGAUUCAUCUUCUGUCUCUGACAAUGCUCCUACGAGCCAGCUGGCAUCUUCACAAAAUACAUACUUAGAGGUCCGCUGGGAAAUACCUUUUUGUCUGAGGAUGGAGGUUGAAAGGAAAACCUCUAAGAGAUACGGAUCUGUGGAAUCUACAAAGUGGAACUCAGAGGACCAGGCUGCAGUUGAAGAAGUCAUCUCCAUGGCAGACUCUACAACUACUGUGGAUGAUAUUGAAGGCGAGCUGUUUAAGAUCGAGAGGAUUCGUGAGAUUCUGGUGAGGAGAGAGUCUGAGCUCCGGUACAUGAUGGAUGAUUUCCAGCUAUGCCAAGAAAUAACGCGACUCAAGAAGGACCUGCAGAAGCUGGUGUCUGUGCCAGAAAAAGACAAAACACAUGCGCAUCAACAGCAAGAGGAGGAGCUUCUGCAGCGCAUUCACAAGCUGGUGGAGACCAGGGACUUCCUUGUUGAUGAUGUGGAAUUUGAGAGAUUACGGGAGCGAGAGGAAGACAAGGAUAUGGCAGAAUUUCUGCAGAGCAAAUUAUCCAAAAGCUUUCUAAAGAAAGUAGCCCCCAGAAAAGAGAAGUCAUCUACCUCUCGUGCGCAGCAAUCUCCGGCAACAUACCCCACCAAAACUGGACUCACCAUGCUGAAAGAGUGCUGCGGUUUCACCUGUAUAAUCAUGUAGCAUCUUCGCUUUCAGCCUCAAGACCACCAACUAUUCAAGAUGGAGGCACUGUGGCACUGCAUUCUGAUUGGCUAACUCUGGGACAUUAUCUAUAUGCCCCCACAUCUUUUUACAACAAGGGGCUAUAAAGUGUGUGAUACUCAUGAACACUUCCUUGUGUGACGUAUUGAAGAAAGUGCCAUGUGUUUGUGUGCCAAUUUAAUUAAUUUAGCUCUCUUCAGGGCUAGGGAUCGUAUGGUGGGAAACUGUAACUACUACAAAGCAUGUAGAGAAGGGGUUAACUUGUGCCUACAGUAGCAUAAACAUCAAAAGUGCAAUUCUGCUUUAUUCUAUUAAUAUAUUAUAUUUAUGAAUAUAUUGUACAGUCUGUUUCUGUUCUGAAAUUGCACCCAUAUUGCUGUUUUCUCUAUUUGAAAAAAUUAAUAUUUUGUUGUCUGUUAUUUGAUGUGAAUAAUAUAAAAUUAUUUCUGUUCUCUGUU
Bombina bombina (fire-bellied toad) is the source of this 1164-nucleotide messenger RNA. RefSeq names its product bMERB domain-containing protein 1-like. The record is from RefSeq and is a predicted model, not a curated record. NCBI's taxonomy places the organism in Eukaryota, Metazoa, Chordata, Amphibia, Anura, Bombinatoridae. The transcript has 6 exons. Bases 104 to 685 code for a protein of 193 amino acids.